Messenger RNA from Plasmodium knowlesi strain H, 2997 nucleotides. Its product is annotated as conserved Plasmodium protein, unknown function. NCBI's taxonomy places the organism in Eukaryota, Apicomplexa, Aconoidasida, Haemosporida, Plasmodiidae. Bases 1 to 2997 code for a protein of 998 amino acids. The transcript has a single exon. The record is from RefSeq and is a predicted model, not a curated record.
AUGUUUAGAUGGGCCCCCCACAACGGGGUGAAAAAAAAAAAAAAAAAAAAAAAGGAGAAACGGAAGCGGAAAAUAUUUGUCACACGUUACGGUAGCUUCAUCCACCCACAGUUAAUUGUGCGGGGUGGAAAUUCCUGUUCAAUCAGGCUGGAAGCGCAGAAUAAAGCCGCCAUGGUGAUCGGAAAAGUUCUCAGGGAGCGUGCAUGUCCCAAUCAUUGGGGGUACAUCUACGUUGAAAAAGAAAUACAUACUCGGAUAAACGACCUUUUAAAUCGUAUAGUGUAUGGGAGGAACAGUGGGGGAGUAUGUCUCCAAGGGAGGGAGGAGGGUCAUUUUACAGAGCGGGUCCUUACCCAAGAUAACUCAAAUGGCAAGGGCACUUCCAAAAGGAAGUGCUACGAUAAGAUAGCAGUAGAUUUGUUAAAGGAAUAUGUGCGAGGAUUUCAUAGGGAAAAAGGAAAAUGCCGCUUGGUAGUUUUCCAGGGUGAAGAACUAACCAAUGGAGAGAAAACGGUGGAAGGGAAAGAACAAAGAGUAAACAACCUAAGCCAAUUUACGAAUGGCAAAAGCUUGAACAGAGAUAGUAACCUUCCCAAGGUACAGUUAACUGAAUAUAGGGACACAUCAAGUUUAAAAAAAAAACGACCCAGUAGGGAACUUGUAGAUAAUUUAAACAAUAAAGUGAACACAAGUGUCCAUUUGAACGAUCUGCAAUACAUAUGGCUCAAACACACUAUGAUUAUAUUUAAGUUGUUAAUUGAAAGCAACCGGCGGGUAGAAGAGAAAAGAAAAAGUGAGAUGACCACCACAGUAUUGGUUCUACUUAAGAGGACACUGAGGGAUAUUCCUCGGGGUUGUCCAGAAAAUGGAAGUACCAAAGUAGAUACCCUCCUUCAAUGGGCAUAUCUUUUGUCCAAAGUGAACAUGGUCGAUAAGGAGCUCAUCAUACAGAUGUGCCAUUUUUUUCAAAACAAGAUGAAGACACUCAGUUCGGUAAACAAGUUCUACCUCCUAAGUUGCAUGAGCAGUUUUCAUUUCUUGUCAAAGAAGUUUCUACGAUUAGAAAAUUAUCUGCAGAGAUAUUUUUAUAAUUUGUUGAGGAUGGAACUGGGGGGGCACUUACAUCAAGGCGGGGUCAAUCUUCCCACUCAUCGUCAUGAGGAGCACUCAAAGGAGGGGAGCGAAUCGACAUACACACGAGCUCGAAUCGCUAACCGGAUGGAUGAACCAACCGAUACAUUAGCUACCCACCCAACAUUCAGCACCAGCGAACUGUGUCAAGUCCUAUUCAAGCAAAAGAAACACCUUACACAUUUAGACAGGACCAUUUUGAAAAACGUGCUAAACGGUGAAGUGAUGAACUAUGGGAAAGUAACUGCCCCCUUCUUUAAAUUUAUUGUGAAGUUAGGUGACAGAGACUUGCAACGAUUUUUAUUUGAUCGAAUAAUGGAGCACGUGGAGUUGUAUGAACAGGCGGAUCUAAACAACGUGUUAGGUAGCUUCAUCAAAAGGGAGGGGUUGCGAAGGAAGUCACAAGAGAGACUAGAGAAGGGGGCGAUACAUCAGGCAGAGGAGCAGGAUGAAGAAUUUUCCACCCUCGUGAAUAUUUUACUUGAAGCGAAUUUGGACAAUAUGAACCUGAAACAUGUGUGCUACUUGUACGUGUACAUAAAUAGACAUUUGAAGAAGGAGUUAAGGAAGAACAUGCGCGGGCGAAAGAAAAAGGAUAUGCAAGCAGGGGAAUGCGUAGACCAAACGAAUUACACCACAAGUAGGCACACAACAAGCGAGCAAGAAGUGCACACUAAUACAUUUCUACCGUUUGAGGAAAUCUGCGAAGAGAAGGAUUUUUAUGAAGGUGUGCCCGAUGGGGAUCCGCACGAGGGGAAUAUUAACCUCAUGAACCAAGUGAACGAAAAAAUUAUUCUUACAUUAGAAAAAAAAAUGUAUUACAUAAAAAUGAACAACAUAGUGACCCUCAUAUAUAAUACGUGUCCAAUCAUUUCACCAAAGCAAGUUGCCUUUUUGGAAAUUUGUUUUGCUCACUUAGUGGAGGAAAAAUACUUAAUGUUUAAUUUGGCAAAAGUGUACCGUUCACUGUAUAAUCGCUUUCUACAUAGCGGCAUGUUUAAAUCUGCAGAGUGCAGAAUCCCUCCAAACAGGGGAAAGUACUUGAACCAGUCAAGCAUCUCCAGCGAGGAGGAUGCAAAAUGGAUAUUUGCAGUUAGGUUACAGCAUGAUGAAAAAAUGGAGAAAAUUUUCAGCUACUUGAAGGAAAGGUAUUACCUAAAGAGGGAACAGGACUUGGGGGACAUCAGUAUAUGUACCAUCCUGUUAAACGUUUGCCAGAAAUUUUUGUUAGAGUUGCUUGUUUACUCUUUCCACAGGUCGCAGAGGUGGGGGGUGUUCCAAUGGAAGGAGCAAUUGCCUAGACAGGGGCACCUUGGGGGUAGUGGCGCUGCGGCGGUGCUGGAUCUUGUCCAGCACAUUUACACGCACCUGCACUUUGUGUUUGUGAGUACCCGUGGAGGGCUAAAAGAAAAGGGAGUCAAGGAUGACUGGGAUGGUGAUGGUUAUAACCAUGGGGACCACUUGGAUCGCAAUGAAGAGGCGCACCUCCCCCUCUACCGUAAACAGUUCGAACUUGCACUGCUAUAUGGGCGUAACCUCGUGAGUCACAUGGGCUCAUACGUAGACUCGGUCGAGAGCGCCUUUGAGCUCUGUGGGACGAGUGUGGACGGAGUAACAGUUGGUCAUUUGAGCAGUACUCUGCAUGGGUCUAACGAAAUGAACAACUCAGAUGGGAAAAAUAUGCACAGGGGAAUUACCCCCAAUGUAGACUCUGAGUACAGCGACCAAGAUUUUCAUAAUGAUCCAAUGAACGUACAAAAUGUUCGUGACCUGAUGCACUACGUGAAUUAUGUGUGCUCUUAUAUUCGUGAACAAAUGGAAAAAGUUGAAGUAGAGAAUACAUGGGGAAAGGCGGAGGGUUCAUAG